AUGUUUCACUUCUUGUACUUUAUUGUUUAUCUGGCUUGCUUGAUUGGUGGUGCUUGGUGUGUUUCGGAAGGAGGUGAUAUCUUGGGAGAAAAGUAUGAUGCUUCUGUUGUGGGUGGUAUUAUUUUGUCGGGUUUGAAUACAUUACCCGAGACGAUCUUUUUCAUAUCGGCUCUCUCUUCCAAUCAGCCGACGUUUGCAAUGGGAGCCAUUUCGGGUUCAGUGAUUGUAGUUUGUACAGUCGCAGUGGGAUUAUGUGUGGUCAUUGGAUCUAACGUGCGUCAUAAAGAUUCCAAUCAAAUCACUCUGUUCCCAAAGGUGAAACAACAAUCGAGAUUUCUCAUGUAUAGUUUGGUAUUUGUAUUGAGCACAUUAUUAUUUGGUUUUCAACUGUUGAUUUGCAUUGGAGGUGUUCUUGGUUUUGCAUCCUUCAUUGUUUACACUCUAUUGAGCAAGAAGGACGAAACACAUGGACAUCACGAAGACAGUGAAGAAGAGGGCGAAGAAGAACAACCAACCUAUAAGGGAGUUCUCUAUCUUAUCGCAGGAGGAUUAUUAAUUUAUGUAUUCUCAGACCCAUUCAUUCAAAGUGUUGUCCUUAUUGGAAAAUCUAUUGGAAUUACUCCUUUAACGUUGGCAUUCUUCUUUGCACCAAUUGCAAGUGAGGCUCCUGAAAUAUUGGAAUCCAUAUCUUUGAGUCGACAAGGAAAAUUGCAAAAUAUUAAUAUUGCUUUCAGUAAUCUAGUUGGUGGUACUAUUUCCAAGACCACUUUAUUAACAGGUAUUUUGAGUUUUUAUGGAUAUAAUCGUGAAUUUGAGUGGCUCUCUCCAGCAUACACACUAAGUCUCUUUUUGGUGUUGGUAUGUGCUGGUUCAGUAUCAGCCUUUGGUUUCGGUGACAAGUUUAGAGCUGUUCAUGGAUACGCACUUCUCUCUUUAUUCUUAAUGAGUUGUUUGACACAAUUCGGAAUUGCAUGGUUCUUUGGUACAGGAAGUGUUCUUCAAUCAGCAGAGUUGGAUUAG
Messenger RNA from Naegleria fowleri, 1020 nucleotides. RefSeq lists its product as uncharacterized. Gene Ontology annotation, molecular function: calcium:proton antiporter activity. Gene Ontology annotation, biological process: intracellular calcium ion homeostasis; calcium ion transmembrane transport. The record is from RefSeq and is a predicted model, not a curated record. Bases 1 to 1020 code for a protein of 339 amino acids. Lineage: Eukaryota; Heterolobosea; Eutetramitea; Acrasida; Naegleriidae. The transcript is spliced from 4 exons. Gene Ontology annotation, cellular component: membrane.